Messenger RNA from Cladophialophora psammophila CBS 110553, 807 nucleotides. RefSeq lists its product as uncharacterized. The record is from RefSeq and is a predicted model, not a curated record. The transcript is spliced from 2 exons. The coding region runs from base 1 to 807 and encodes 268 amino acids. NCBI's taxonomy places the organism in Eukaryota, Fungi, Ascomycota, Eurotiomycetes, Chaetothyriales, Herpotrichiellaceae.
AUGAGAUCGACACUUGUCCUUGCACUCGUCACACUUGCUGUCGCAGCACCUGGCGGCGGUGAUGGUCAGUGGGGAGGUCAAGGCGGCAAAGGUGGCCAAGGAGGCCAAGGCGGCGGUGACAGUGGUCAAUGGGGAGGUCAAGGCGGCAAAGGCGGCCAGGGAGGCCAAGGCGGUGACAAUGGUCAAUGGGGAGACUGGUCAAGUCAAGGCGGAAAGGGAGGAAACGGAGGCGCCGAGACUUCAAAAUGGCAAGCCUGGUCUUCGGCACCGCCAGCUCCGGUUAAGACAACGUCCUGGGCCGAUUGGACGCCUUCUUCUCCAGCGCCGGUAGUGACUUCAUCUCACUGGCAAGAUUGGACGUCUUCAGUCGUGGUUUCUGUGCCGACCUCCUCCUGGCAAGAUUGGUCCUCAUCUCCAGCCCCAGUUGAGACCUGGACUUCUUCUGUUGCGCCUGUUCCAGUUCCAACGGCGACGUGGCAAGAUUGGACAACUUCUACGCCCGUGGUACCCGUUCCCGCGACAAGCUCAAGCACAUGGGCCGAUUGGUCGUCCAGCGUCCCCGCGGCCCCAGCUCCUGCGCCCUCGAGCAGCCAGUGGAACGAUUGGUCUUCAUCGGCGCCGGUUAUGACCCCGACCCCAACGCCUGUUGCUCCUACCACUUCGGUAUGGACGACAUCGGUUGCCCCUUCGACGACACCAGCCGCUCCUGUUGUCAGCCAGUUCACCGGGGCCGCUGCACCAGUGGCUACCGGGGGAUUCAAGAUUGCUGGUGCAGCUGCUGCCAUGAUGGUUGCUGCCUUGCUUUGA